CUACGUGUCCAGCAGGUUCCAGCCGCCGCCACGACCUCGUUUCUCCCGUCGUCUCUCACCAGCACGCACCAAACCUGCAGCCCCUCCCCCUAAUCUCAUUGCCUGUUGCCACCCACCCACCGGCUCCACCUUCCGAAUCUCGGACGCCUCCGCGCCGGCCGCAGGGCACGCGACUUCCGUUCCGGCGGCGGGGGAAGAGAUGGCGGCGAACCUCGAGGACGUGCCGUCGGUGGAUCUCAUCACCGAGGUGCUCCGCCGCGCCAAGUGCAGCUCCAAGCCCGACAAGCGCAUCAUCCUCGUCGGUCCACCUGGCUCUGGAAAGGGUACGCAGUCGCCCCUUAUUAAGGAUGAAUACUGCUUGUGCCAUUUAGCCACUGGUGAUAUGCUGAGAGCUGCUGUUGCUGCUAAGACUCCUCUGGGGAUCAAGGCUAAAGAAGCUAUGAACAAGGGAGAGCUUGUUUCAGAUGACUUGGUUGUUGGGAUUAUCGAUGAAGCCAUGAAGAAACCCUCAUGCCAGAAGGGUUUUAUCCUUGAUGGCUUCCCUAGAACUGUUGUUCAAGCACAAAAGCUUGAUGACAUGCUGGCAAAGCAAGGCGCUAAAGUUGACAAGGUUUUGAACUUCGCAAUUGAUGAUGCAAUAUUGGAAGAACGAAUUACUGGCCGCUGGAUACACCCAUCGAGUGGCAGAUCUUACCAUACAAAGUUUGCUCCUCCGAAGACUCCUGGAGUUGAUGAUGUUACCGGAGAGCCCUUGAUUCAAAGGAAAGAUGACACAGCUGCGGUUUUAAAGUCAAGGCUUGAGGCUUUCCAUAUGCAAACCGAACCUGUGAUUGACUACUACUCCAAGAAUGGCUUGGUGGCAAAUCUUCAUGCGGAGAAACCACCAAAGGAAGUGACCGUUGAGGUGCAGAAAGCCCUUUCAUGAAGCAGCCCAUUUUCACAUUGAAAACGGCAUGUACCAAAGCCCUUGCCUGGGUUCCUAGAACUAGGAAGUAAUAAACUGAUACCGGCACCGUAUGAUUCACAUUUUCCGCCUGCAAUGUGCGUGAUUGCACCAUUUUGUUACAGCUUUUGCAAGCUCAUGAUUGGUCCGAGCAAUUUAACCGUGCAAAUGAACAUUCUAUUAUACAUAUGGACAUCUUUGUUACA
This is a messenger RNA of Triticum urartu, 1149 nucleotides long. Its product is annotated as adenylate kinase 3. Gene Ontology annotation, biological process: nucleobase-containing compound metabolic process. The record is from RefSeq and is a predicted model, not a curated record. Gene Ontology annotation, molecular function: AMP kinase activity; ATP binding. NCBI's taxonomy places the organism in Eukaryota, Viridiplantae, Streptophyta, Magnoliopsida, Poales, Poaceae.